Messenger RNA from Eutrema salsugineum, 1715 nucleotides. RefSeq names its product putative methylesterase 11, chloroplastic. Gene Ontology annotation, molecular function: methyl jasmonate esterase activity; methyl indole-3-acetate esterase activity. The transcript has 4 exons. Bases 308 to 1459 code for a protein of 383 amino acids. The record is from RefSeq and is a predicted model, not a curated record. Lineage: Eukaryota; Viridiplantae; Streptophyta; Magnoliopsida; Brassicales; Brassicaceae.
AAAACAAUAAUCUAUGUAGAAAAGGAAGAAAAUGAGAACUGAAGUUGGAAAAAAAGAAGAAGAAGAAGAAAAACAAAUUGAAUGUAAUUAUAAAACAUAGGCACUUUCUCCUUUUGCAUUGGUCCCUCUCUGGACUCACGGUUACAGACGCUGAGAAGGCCAUUGAAAAGUUGACAGCUUCUCCACUCCACUUUCUCGCCACUUUCACCUGAGUCCCCACGUCACCGUCUUUCUCUCCAACUCCAUAAAGCCCAAACCUUUUUCACUCUCUCUCUCUCUCUCAAGCUUGAGCCUUUUGAUUCUCUUCAUGGGAAAUCUCUGUUCUUUGUUUGCUCCGCCGAAGCCCGUGAAGAAAAGACGACCCAUCACAAAAAGACAAUCAUCCGCAGCCGGGUCGGGUACGGGUCCUAAUAGCAACCGUUGGAACCGGGUCAGAUCGUCUUCUUCCUCUGGGAGGGACAACAAGUUCGAAGAUGCCGUGAUUCAGGAACACGCUCUUGCCGCUGCUGCCAUUCUGUUCAGACAGCAGAACGGCGGAUCGCUUCCGUUUGAUCGGUCCGCGUCGCAACGUUAUCCGGUUUCUGGUUCGAAGAAGAAUCAGUUGCCUCGGAGCUCAAGCUCGAGGUCAAGGUCCUCUACGGAUCCUCUGUUACAGCCUCAUCAGUUCCUUAACCAGGGUAUAAAGCUAGAUGACUUGGAAACAAAACAUUUUGUCCUCAUCCAUGGAGGAGGUUUCGGCGCUUGGUGUUGGUACAAAACCAUUGCGCUUCUCGAAGAAGAUGGUUUCAAAGUUACAGCCAUAGACUUAGCUGGUUGCGGUAUUAACUCGUUGAAUAUUAAUGGCAUCGCCAGUUUGUCUCAAUAUGUGAAGCCACUUACUGAUACUCUUGAAAAGCUUCCCAUAGGAGAGAAGGUGAUCUUGGUCGGUCACGAUUUCGGUGGAGCAUGUACAUCUUAUGCUAUGGAACUAUUUCCUUCAAAGAUCUCAAAAGCGGUUUUCCUCGCUGCAGCGAUGCUGACAAAUGGUCAAAGUACACUAGAUAUGUUCUCGCUGCAGGCAGGUCAGAACGAUUUGAUGAGAAAAGCUCAGAUUUUUAUAUACACAAAUGGUAAUGACCAACCUCCAACCGCCAUUGACUUAGACAAAUCUCUUCUUAGAGACCUUUUGUUUAAUCAAAGCCCUUCAAAGGACAUUGCAUUGGCUUCUGUAUCAAUGAGGUCAAUCCCAUUUGCACCGGUUCUUGAGAAACUCUCUCUCUCAGAUGCUAACUACGGAUCAGUUAGACGAUACUACAUAGAGACGCUUGAAGACAACGCCAUACCCGUGACUCUUCAAGAAAACAUGAUCAAUAGUAAUCCACCGGAAAAAGUUUACCGGUUAAAGGGUGCUGACCAUGCUCCUUUCUUCUCCAAGCCACAAGCUUUGCAUAAACAUCUGCUUGAGAUCGCCAGGAAUUAGCCUUUACUUUUAACCCCAGACUCACAUGUGUCUUCAUCAUCGUAUUCACUAACUGGUGUUUCAAAGUGGCUCAGCGGAUUUCGCUUCCUUUGUAUUGCUAGUUUAAUUUUGUGAUUUUGUUUCUAUUUCUUUGUUGUCUUUUCAAAGGUUAUAUCUGUAUUUCUUUCUUAUUGUUGUUCUGUUUUCACCAGAAAUAAAAAUGUGCCUGUAAAUGGGACAUAGGCUGCAAAUCUGUUUUAUUUUAGGCAGCUCAUCU